AUGAUGCUGGAUUGCAGCUCCCAUCAGCUCCAGCCAGCAUGGCUAAUGGUCAAGAAUGAUGAUCCACAAUAUCUGGAGGAUACCGCGUUAGCUAUCCCCAGUAGGCAUUGGCUAGCGGUCGUAUUCCUGGCCCACCUGUGGAUGCCAGAAAUUGAAUCUGGGAUCUUCAGCAUGCAAAUCAGAUGCUCUAUCACUGAGCCAUGGACAGUCAGCCAGGAAGACAUGGAGGGCCUUGAGUUCCUCACCUGCGUACACCGUCAUGUGGAUUCUCCAGUAAAGCCUGAACUGAAUUUUUUUCCAGUGCACUAA
Molecule: messenger RNA, 309 nt
Organism: Podarcis lilfordi (Lilford's wall lizard)
Lineage: Eukaryota; Metazoa; Chordata; Lepidosauria; Squamata; Lacertidae
Source: the annotation of a GenBank genome assembly